Molecule: messenger RNA, 1563 nt
Organism: Amphimedon queenslandica
Lineage: Eukaryota; Metazoa; Porifera; Demospongiae; Haplosclerida; Niphatidae
Product: ryncolin-1-like
Exons: 3
Coding region: 274-1158 (294 amino acids)
Source: RefSeq, a predicted model, not a curated record
UAUUAAGGCUCUCAUUCUUCAGGUUUUAAUGUAUUUUUCAAUUAAUAAUUGUCAAACAAUACCUUGAAAGUCAAACCCAUUAGAAAAGUAGUGGUAUAUCAUAUUUCAAAUUUCUGCAUGUAUUCAUGAGUUGUGUGUUUACGUUGCUAUGCAUGUUACAGCAAGAGUUGAUCCACCCUAUAACUUUCAAAGUUCAAACUAUUUCAAUAGGGAGGCUUCACUGUUUUAAUUUUUGUUUUAAAUUUUCUUCUGUGAUCAUAGAUAUAGACCUAUAUGGCUGCUAUGGAAUUAAAUGAUGAAAACUUAAAUAACAGGUCGAAUGAUCAGAACUUAAAUGAUCAGUAUAAUCGGAACUUAAAUGAUCCGGUCCUAAAUGAUCAGAUGGAUAUUGCAAGACUACAUGCUUUAGUGCUCUUCAUACUGGAUACCGUGAUAACUAUUUUUUGUCUACUGUUUCUUAUCUGGUUUUUUGUUGGAACCGUCAUCACUAUCAAUCAAUACAAUUCUGAUCAUCAUGAUACAGCACAUGAUUGCAAGGAACUAUAUGAGCAGGGACAUACCCACAGUGGAGUGUACACUAUCAAACCAGAUAAACUACCUGCUUUUGAGGUUUAUUGUGAUAUGAGUAAUGGUGGUGGUUGGACUGUAUUUCAAAGGAGAAUGGAUGGUUCGGUUAACUUUUAUCUCAAGUGGGCCGACUACAAAAAAGGAUUUGGAGAUCUCAAUGGAGAGUUCUGGCUGGGACUUGAUAAAAUACACCGACUCACAGCAACAGGCAAUACUAGCCUACGUGUUGACUUGGAAGAUUUUGAAGGUGUCAGUGUGUUUGCUCAUUAUUCUACAUUUAUAGUUGGAGGUGCUCACACUAGCUACACACUAACAGUAGGAGGAUACAGUGGGAAUGCUAAUGACAGCUUAUCUGUUGAUCAUAAUAAUAUGAAAUUUUCAACUCAUGAUCGUGACAAUGAUAUUGAUGAUGAUCAAUGUGCUAGUACAUACAAAGGAGCAUGGUGGUACUUUAAGUGUCAUUAUUCAAAUCUUAAUGGUCAAUAUUUGACUGGUGCGCAUACCACUUUUGCUGAUGGAGUGAACUGGCUUCAUUUUAAAGGCUAUUAUUAUUCUUUGAAGGUAUCUGAAAUGAAAAUUAAUAGGAAAUAAAACAGCAUUGUAGUUUUCUUAACAAUUACCUACUAUUAGUAAAUAAUGUUAUAGCUAUACAGUUAUGAUCUUAUGUUUUCUUGUUGUAAAACAGUCUCUUUGAUCUCUGUUGUUUUUAUAGUGAGAGGGAGGAAUGAUAUAAAAUAUUUUUCAUUCCCUUCUCUCUCAUUCUCACUUUAACUUGAAUUUUAUUUUUCAAUAAUGAUGAUAAUAACUUCAAUCAGAUGUAUUUGCCAAAGUAGCAACGCCCUAAAAGGCAGGCCCUUUACAUGAUAUCAUAUUUCACUUUCAGUUCUAUAUUCAUGAAUUGUGUGUUUACGUUGCUAUGUAUGUUAUAGCGAGAGUCAAAAUCCGCCCUUCAGUCUAUUGCAAAGAGGUGCCAGCUUUAAACUUAAACUUAAGUUC